GCUUCGCCUGUUGUCGAGGAGCAGGCGGAGGGCGGGUCGGCGCUGAGGUAACGGCUCGGUGUUAUCGGCUCCGCUUCGAUCCGUCCCUUCGGGGCGAUGCUCGUUGAUUCGGAUUGAAACCGUCUAAAUCCGGCUCGGACGCGAUGUGUGAACCCGGAGCCGACGGGGACGUGAAUUCCAACGUGUUGAUCUCUCACAGCACCGGAGACGAGCAGCUGGAUAAAGCGGUGUGGCAGUGGCUGAGCUGGGACAAGAACCAAAAAACAAAAGAGCAGAUUGAAAACUUGCUGCAGAAUGGGAAGCAUAAGGAGCUGCGGGAUCGCCUCUGCUGCAGGCUGACCUUUGGGACUGCCGGGCUUCGCUCUGCCAUGGGAGCAGGCUUCUGCUACAUCAAUGAUCUCACCGUGAUCCAGUCAACACAGGGCAUCUACAAGUAUCUUGAGAGGUGCUUUUCAGACUUUAAGCAGAGAGGCUUUGUUGUUGGAUAUGACACACGAGGUCAGGUGACCAGCAACUGCAGCAGUAAGAAACUUGCGAAGCUCACUGCAGCAGUCCUGCUGGCUAAAGAUGUUCCUGUAUACUUCUUUUCAACAUACGUCCCUACACCCUUCGUGCCCUAUGCUGUUCAGCAGCUCAAAGCUGUCGCUGGCGUAAUGAUCACAGCAUCCCACAACAGGAAGGAGGACAAUGGGUACAAGGUUUAUUGGGAAAAUGGAGCUCAGAUCAAAUCCCCUCACGAUAAGGAAAUCAUAAAAUGCAUAGAAGAGUGUGUUGAACCAUGGAAUGGAUCCUGGAACGAGAACCUUGUCGACACCAGUCCUCUUAGGCAGGAUCCUCUGAAGAAAAUUUGUGACUCUUACAUGGAGGAUCUGAAAAAGAUCUGUUACCACAGGGAGCUAAACAUGCAGACAAACUUGAAGUUUGUUCAUACCUCAUUUCAUGGAGUUGGACAUGACUACGUUCAAUGGGCUUUCAAGGCAUUUGGUUUUCAACCUCCCAUUCCUGUACCUGAACAGAAAGAUCCAGAUCCAGACUUCUCUACUGUCAAAUGCCCAAAUCCUGAAGAAGGAGAAUCUGUGCUGGAGUUGUCACUGAGGCUUGCAGAGAAGGAAAAUGCUAAAGUAGUCGUGGCCACUGAUCCUGAUGCAGACAGACUGGCAGUGGCAGAGCAGCAGAAUGGCUGCUGGAAGGUGUUCACUGGGAACGAGCUGGCGGCGUUGUUUGGGUGGUGGAUGUUUUCUCGCUGGAAGGAAAACUGCUCCAAAGAUGCUGAUGUGAAGAAUGUUUACAUGCUUGCGACCACGGUUUCCUCGAAAAUUUUGAGGGCAAUUGCACUUAAAGAAGGAUUCAACUUUGAAGAAACACUCCCUGGCUUCAAAUGGAUUGGAAGCAGAGUCAAAGAUCUCCUGGAUAACGGAAAAGAAGUUCUCUUUGCCUUUGAAGAGUCUAUUGGCUUCAUGUGUGGCACCUCAGUGCUGGAUAAAGAUGGUGUGAGCGCGGCUGUGGUCAUAGCUGAAAUGGCAGCUUACCUGGAGACCAAGAACCUGUCGCUGGCACAGAAACUCACAGAGGUGUAUGAAAGGUAUGGAUAUCACAUAUCAAAAACUUCCUAUUUCUUGUGCUACGAUCCUCCAACCAUCAAGAGGAUAUUUGAGAGGCUUCGGAACUUCGAUGGCCCUCAGUCUUAUCCCAAGUUCUGUGGUGAUUACAACAUAUUACACGUACGAGACGUUACCACUGGCUAUGACAGCAGCCAGCCCAAUAAGAAGUCGGUGCUGCCUGUGAGUAAAAACAGUCAGAUGAUCACUUUCACAUUUCAAAAUGGUUGUGUUGCCACCCUUCGGACGAGUGGGACGGAGCCAAAGAUUAAAUACUACGCAGAGAUGUGUGCACUGCCCGAGCAGAGUGACAGAGCUGUGCUGGAAGAAGAGCGUCAGAAGCUCGUGGAUGCUCUGAUUGAGAACUUUCUCGAGCCUGAUAAGAACGGACUCAUCUGGCGCUCAGCUUAGCUGUCCUGCAGCUGGUGUUGGAAGGAGCCGCUGCGCUGCACCGCAUCCAACCAAGGAACCAAGAAACAGAACUCUGUUUACUGUGUGCCUGUGUGUGUGUGUUUAAACAAGCAGCUACGUUUUUAUUCUGUAAAGAAGCAGCGUUCUUUUGUCGGUUGAGAUAAGCAGAGAAAGGUGGAAUGUACUGCCUGGAAUUUCCCCUGUAAUUUCCUCUUCUUUUGACCAAAGGCUCGCUGACCUUCACAGCGCCAACAAACUGCCACAGCAGGGUUAAAACAGUUGGUCUGUAGCCACUGACUCUUGUCUUAAACUGCUUUCAGGUACCCAGGACACCUUGGUUGGAAGCCAUCACCCUGAGCUGACAAAGAAGUGCUGCUUCUUCGUAGCUGUUGUGAUUGUGUGUGUGUGUGUGUGUGUUGGUGGUGGUGUUCCAGCUCUUACUUCCCAAAUCCAUUCAAGUAGAGUUCAGUGCUUUGCAUACCUGGUUGAGGCAAGUUGUUCCUAUUGGACAUUCUCCACUUAUUUCGUAUCCUUCUGUUGUUGGAGGUGCUCUCCGUGUGUUGUUUCUUUCCUGCGUAUAUCUCCAAACACUCGCUGGGGUGUGAAACAAUAGUGGCAACACAUGCAGUCUGGGUUUUUGGGUUACUCAGUGCCUUCCUGGGGCUUCCAAAAGGGCACAGACCCAUUCACCUUUGGUUAAACUGCCUGCUCUGAUUGCUGUGGGCUUUAUAACCCCUUCUUGUCCCACACCUCUGAAGGGACUGAAGUUAUUUUUUUCUACUAAAGGUUUCAGAAAUGUAAUAUCUUUAUAUGAAAACACCAGCUGGGGACUUGUUUGGUUGCGAUGGCUUGAAGUCAUGCUGUCUAGUGAAGGAAACAAAACAAAACAGGGGGAAAGAAAGGAAAGGUGAGAUACAGACACUCUCUAUUAUUACUAUCUUUUACUAACUCAUAUUAUUUGUCACACCUGAUAAAGUCCUUUCUGUUAGAACAGCAGUUUGUUGCUCUUUUAAGGUGGAUUUUUAGCACCCUCUCGAUAUCAGUUUCCUAUCUUGGCUCGAGCAGAAAGCAAUCCUGCUCAUCGCUUCUUUCCUGGCAGGUGCUGAUCCAGAAACAUGUAGAUUUCCCCCCAGUUCUGAAGUACAACGACACGUUCAGGAAGAAUUGGGUGUUGAUGGUGGAGGAUAUUGGCCAACGUAAGCCUUCAAAACUAAGUCAGCCAUCAUGUGGACAUCCAUCCACUCCGUUCACAGCAACCAAACAAGAGGAACAGACAAACCCAAGCACUCAGGUUCCGUACUGAAGGUUAUAUGGGGGGAUCCCAAAAGGCAUCGAGGUUAAAGGUGUUGUUUUGCCACUGUUGUUGCCCUCCACCCCAUUGUGCCCUCGUGUGCAUCGCAUCCAAAUGGCACCGGGUGUCUGUGCAGUGUGGAGUGUUGGUGCCCACAGCAGCUUUGCACUAUGACCGUGGGUGAAGGUGUGAAUGUAUGUGUGCCGCGGAAGGUCCGCGUCGCACAAAUUCUUGGUAACCAACCCCUAUUUAUUUAUUUGUUAUUUUAAGGGAAAGCGUUUCCAAAUGGUUCCGCAACCGACUGAAGUGGAUCUCAUGCCAAAAAGUUCCCUUUUUUUUUUGUUUUCUUUUCCCCUUCUCGAUUGUACAACGUGGCCGAUGCGAUGAGAACGGCUGAGACGUUUACCCUGGGAGUGCACUCAUUGCUCUGUGCAGCUCUGGGGAGGUGUGAUGGCAUAUCCUGACUGCAGGGCUCAGCUCUGGCUCCUGCCCUGACCUGAGUGAGCUCUGCCCUUGGGCAGCACGCCCUGAUUUUGACUUGAGCACCUCCUGGUAGUUCAGAUGGGAGCAGCUGACUCGUGGUUGUAUUUCCCAUUGUUUGGGUGCUGCUCAUGGUGUGAAUGCCUGUAGUGCAGUGCCUGGGAUUCUCCUCGUCUGUAGAUGAGCUGUAGAUGUAGAAGUGCUUCUGGAACGACAGGCACAACGUACUGAAUGUAUUUUAAGGUUAUCAUUACUGUUGCUGUUUGUAAACUGCUGCUACCGUUGUUUUCCUGUACCCUGUUGAACCGUUGGAUGUAUUUAUACCGUUCCACUUGAGGAACUCUUUCCUCCCUGCCCCCUCAUUGCUCCGACUGUGAAGGACUGUAACUCUCCCAUUGCAUUGCCCUGUGACUGUGUCAGAGUUUGUUUGGACUUGUGCACAAUCUCCUUUCAGCUUUCGGCUGUUCUUUGCUGCCUCCCAGGCAAGAACAAAAGCUUUCCAGACUCGAGCAAGAAGCUGAUCGAACAAAUGCAUCCUGUUCAUUGUUUACGAGGCUUCCAGUUCCAGUGCACCUUUUGUAAAGCUGCAGCCAUCAGCUUGACCUGCGACCCAGCUGCCUGUGGUUUGUGUUUGUAGCAUUUAGAAGGGUUGAUUUUUGUCUUUUCCCUUUUUGUUGCGACAGACUCAAUCUCUGUCUCACUCGGAUACGUGGCAGAACUCUUUAUUUCCAGGGUCUCGGAGGGGAUCUGUGUUAGAAUAAGAGACUUGCCAGGCAGAGUUUGGUGUCUGUGUGAUAGAGCUUGCAGCCAGCUGUUCUAGUUGUGAUGCAGUGUCCAGUCUGUGAUAUACAUAGCUUCAGGUGGUAUUCAUGUCUCCCUACAACUCAAGAAGACACUUCUUACCGUGGCGUGAAUGAAGCAAAGGAAGGAGCUUGUCUGACAUGGCAGGGCUGGCCUGGAAGCCCAAGUGCAGCUCUCACUGCAUCUGCAAAGCCCUGCUGUGUUUGUGGGCCUGUCUUCUUCCCCUGCUGCAGUCCUGCCUGUGUAGGUCUCCUGAUGCCCUCAGUGCCUCGAAAGGGAAAUCCUUGCUUGCAUCAUUCACACAGGAAACAAUUAAAGCUCAGUAUUUUUCAGUUUCAGACACUGAGGUGACGUGCAGCGCUCUGUAAGCACUCCAGAAUUCACACUCCCUGCUCCAGCAUUGCUCGGGUAGCACCUCGUGCCCCUCUUGGGUUACUGAGGGUUUCAGUUUGCUUUAGGAAAGGGACUGUUUGCAUGCUGAGGCCUGGAUUCAAGUCUGGAUGGCUGAUUUCUGCUUAUUGCCCACUAAGAAUGGCUUUGUAUGCAGGGAGGGAAGCAGCCAGAGCUGCACCACUCUUACCUGGAGUCCCAGGGAGUUCUGCAUCUGUAAUCUCAUUAUCCAGUGUCUGUUCUGUACAAUUAGGGCAUAUGACCGAGUGAGAAUUUGCACUUUUCUGAAGUAUUUCUGUGUGUGUUGCUACGUGGAUUUAGCUGAAUGAAGUGUCAGAAAUAAUAAACUAUUCUCUUGGUAGUCGCAA
Messenger RNA from Coturnix japonica (Japanese quail), 5339 nucleotides. RefSeq names its product phosphoglucomutase 2 like 1 (gene PGM2L1). Gene Ontology annotation, molecular function: glucose-1,6-bisphosphate synthase activity; intramolecular phosphotransferase activity. NCBI's taxonomy places the organism in Eukaryota, Metazoa, Chordata, Aves, Galliformes, Phasianidae. Gene Ontology annotation, biological process: carbohydrate metabolic process. The record is from RefSeq and is a predicted model, not a curated record. Gene Ontology annotation, cellular component: nucleus.